AUGCCACCCGUAACUGUCGAUGAGCAGAAAUUCACUGGCCAUCUCGGUCACUUGAGCCCUCAACAAGCUGAAGCCCUGGAAAGGUUCCGCCAAGAAAUCAAGGACGAGGGUAUUUUCGACGAAAGGCGUCACGACGAUGCCUGUCUGCUACGUUUUCUGCGUGCUAGAAAGUUUGACAUCAAUAAAUCGAAAAAAAUGUUUUUUGAUUGUGAGAAUUGGAGAAAGGAGUUUGGUGUCGACGAACUGGUUAAAACUUUUGAAUACAAGGAACGAGAUGAAGUUAUGAAACACUACCCUAGAUAUUAUCACAAGACGGACAAAGAAGGACGUCCUAUAUACAUCGAAGAAAUUGGCAGAGUUGAUGUCAAAGCUUUGUACCAAAUCACCACUCUUGAACGUCAGAUCCAAAACUUAGUUGUCGAGUACGAAAGGCUUGCAGAUAUUCGACUUCCAGCUUGCUCGGAAAAAUAUGGUAGACUCACUGAAACCUCAUGUACCAUCCUGGAUCUUAAAGGCGUGUCUCUACGUUCUUUCACGAAUGUAUUCGGUUUCGUCAAACAAGCAUCCGCCAUUGGACAGAACUAUUAUCCCGAACGCAUGGGAAAAUUUUAUAUUAUUAAUGCGCCUAUGCUUUUUUCUUCCGUGUGGGGUUUGGUAAAACCCUUGUUGGAUGAAGUAACAGCCUCCAAGAUCACGAUUCUAGGCUCCAAGUAUCAGGCAACAUUGUUGGAAAAUAUUCCUGUUGAAAACCUACCCGCUUCCUUUGGCGGUACUUGCAAUUGCGAAGGAGGUUGCCAACUGAGCGACGACGGUCCAUGGCGAGAGGAACAUUUGCUCAACGGUAAUGCCAAAGCUAUCGAGUAA
Messenger RNA from Acaulospora colombiana, 864 nucleotides. NCBI's taxonomy places the organism in Eukaryota, Fungi, Glomeromycota, Glomeromycetes, Diversisporales, Acaulosporaceae. The record is from the annotation of a GenBank genome assembly.